AUGAGAGUUGGGAGCUCGACUGCAAUUCCAUUUGUAAAAGAGAUCCAGUGUUGGAUUACUAGUGCAGAUGCACCCACAUUAAUAAUCUUGAAACUUAUCUACACUAUUUAUUUCGUAUACGAUGCGGCGAUAUGUAUAGCUAGAGCUUCCGCUCUACUAUUCUAUAAUCGGGUCUUCACCAGAAGGGCAAACACAGCUGCGUUCAACGCUAUAUUGUGGGCACUGCACGCUCUUAAUAUCACUUGGUUUAUUGGCAUCGUCUUCGGUACCAUAUUCCUCUGCAAGCCGAUCAACAAAAAUUGGGACCCAGCGCUACCAGGGACAUGUGGUCCAACAAGAGCACUGUGGAUUGGUAGUGCGGUUCCCAGCGUGUCUAUCGAUCUGAUAAUCCUGAUCCUUCCGCUACCAAAAAUCUGGCAUCUUCGAGAAACAAGCUUUAAACGAAAGGUGGGACUGAUCGUUGUAUUUAUACUUGGUUACUGUGUCGUCAUUGUCUCACUUGGGCGUUUAAUCAGCAUCCUCAUAUCUGGGGACGCGUUGAACAUCGACAUCACAUAUGAGGGCAUGCCCGUCGUUUACUGGAUUACUGCAGAGGCUCCCAUACUUCUACUGGGGAUAUGUGUUCCCGCCAUGUUACCUCUUAGUCGUCAUCUAACUGCUCACUACUUUGUUCCUUUAAUGUCCAAAUCGUCGUCAGUGCUGAAAACGUUUUCUAGUUCUGGCAGCAGCAAGAUCAGGAGCACGAAUGGAAGCUUUUCCCAGGGAACUUCUGCAAGCCACAAAUUGUAUUUACAGGCUGGGAAUACGGGUACUCUGGCCUCCAGUGCUGAGGAUAUAGAGAUGUCGAGCGACCAUUCCAUGAGCAGUCAGAGAGAGAUAUUCCGUACGGCACGUAAGCAAGAAGAGUACAGUGCAGCGUGUGAAGCAGGAAAUUCUCGACCUGAAAAAGGAUAA
Molecule: messenger RNA, 954 nt
Organism: Talaromyces stipitatus ATCC 10500
Lineage: Eukaryota; Fungi; Ascomycota; Eurotiomycetes; Eurotiales; Trichocomaceae
Exons: 4
Coding region: 1-954 (317 amino acids)
Source: RefSeq, a predicted model, not a curated record